Dermatophagoides pteronyssinus (European house dust mite) is the source of this 811-nucleotide messenger RNA. RefSeq names its product protein kinase 4-like. NCBI's taxonomy places the organism in Eukaryota, Metazoa, Arthropoda, Arachnida, Sarcoptiformes, Pyroglyphidae. The record is from RefSeq and is a predicted model, not a curated record.
UGCAAAAAAUAUCUUGAUUGCAUCAAGUAUUUUGAUUGAAGCCCUUAAUUUUUGGCUUUGGUAAUCUGAUUAUUUUGUCGCGCCACAAAAAAAAGAAACGACAAUGGAUAAGCAACACAACAAACAUCACUAUCAACGUUCAUCGUUGGAAGAAUUAUCAUCAAUGGAUAUAAUUAAAAAAUAUCUUAUAAAUCGUUCAGAUGCUGAAAUUCAAUAUUGUCGAAGUGUUUUACGAAUUAAUGAAGAAUUUCGUAAAGAUUUGUCGAAUAUCAGAAGCACUGAUAACGACAGCAGCAACAACAGCAACAAUAUGAAUUCGGAUAAGAAUCGAAUGGUCAAUUCGAAAAAUCUAUUCUCUUCAUCAUCAAUAUCGAAACCGAUUGAUAACGAUUCAGUAAGGAAUAAGGAUCAGCAGCAGCAACAGCAACAACAGCAGCAACAAUCGAAAAAUUCCAAACAAAGACCAACAACUACCGGCAACAAUUCAAAUGAUUAUUUAAAACGAAAAUCCGACCACAUUGAUAUUGAUGCUAAUAAAUCAAAGAAAUCAAAUAAUUUAGUUAAUUCCGAUGAUUCUGAUGAUGUUGAUGAGGGAAAUUUUGAUUUAUUAGAUGGAAAAUCAACGUAUUUGAAUGGUGUUUUUAUUUGUACGUUUAAAGGAUGUACAUAUAAAUCAAAUAAUGUUAAAUAUCUGCGGAUACAUCAAAAAUCACAUAAUUCUCAUACAAAAAUAUAUCCAUGUCCAAAAUGCUCGGCUGUUUUUCUUAGCGAACCUGGUCUACAUGGUCAUGCUUUUCGUAAUCAUUUAUGA